UGAUGUCCUGUCAUGUGUAAAGACCCGGAGGAUAACUUUACUGGAGUUAGAGAGAUUGGUGAAAGUGAAAUGAAAUCCGAGGACCCAGAAAAAAAGUGAUUGAAGAAUUUGAAGAAAUGCACCCAGCGAAUUGCAGUUCAGACAACGACGAAACAGCAGAUGACCAAAGCAUUCAUCUUUUCCUGGACAUCUCCUGUUGUGUGGAUGACUAUGUGGAUGAAGAGGGGGAAAUCCUUGCUGAGGAGCAGAGUGAAGUCUAUCCUCACAUACAAGAUGGGGAGGAGCAUGGAAGUGAUCAGUCCAGAAGUGAAAAAACAGAACACUUGUUGAUGAAACUUUUGGCCAUGAUAAAAUUGACUGGUAUCCUCCGUGACGACUUCUUACAGUAUGUGGUUUGUCCAAAAUGUAUGACAGUGUACAUGCUUACUGAAACCUAUGAGCGCAGACGGGAUGGUACAAAGGUUUGCAGGACUUGUGGUCACAUCCCGUUCUACAAUCACCCACAGCAGAGGUCUGCAUUAAGGAAGAAAUAUGGCUCUGCCUUGCUAAGAAAGGCUACAUAUUCGAGCGGUGAAGAGUAUGUCCAUCCAAUACGUUCUUACUGUUACAAGAGUGUUGUGCAGUCUCUGGGAGGACUUGUUAAAAGACUUGGAUUUGAAGAGAAAUUAGAUGAAAGGCGAAAGCGGGAACUGCCAAAGGGUGUGUUAGGAGAUGUAAAUGAUGGACAAGUAUGGCAGGAUACCAGUAUGUGAAUUCAAUAAACUGUAGUCAUGCCACUAUGCACAGUAUUUGAGCUGUGAUGUAAUUGCACAAGUUACCUUGCUUCAUUCACAUCCGGACAGACAUUUUGUUGUUUGACAUGGUGUUUGAUGGUGUUUGCAUAGAAUGGACAAAUUGAGCCUGAUUAAAACUCUGUUAAAACAAUUAAAAUUGUUGAAAUAAAUAGUUUGGUGUAUCUUUUUUUACCUAACAUUGGUUAUUGCUAAUUACAUACAGAGUAAUUAAUAUACACUGUUAGCCUGGAGAAAUUGAAUCUACUUAAAGGGAUAGUUUAAAAAUUAUUAGGAAAAAAUAUUUUGAAAGUAUUGUGAUAAAUGGUGAAGAAAAGUUUGAUAAAUGAUUGUCAUUAAACUUAAAGUUGAUUUU
Messenger RNA from Misgurnus anguillicaudatus (oriental weatherfish), 1146 nucleotides. The record is from RefSeq and is a predicted model, not a curated record. Lineage: Eukaryota; Metazoa; Chordata; Actinopteri; Cypriniformes; Cobitidae.